AUGUGACAUUUGAUGCAACUCAUUAUGACAGAUUUAGGUCCCAUAAACAAGAUGGAGUAAUGAGAUAAAAGAGAGAAGGUUGUAGUAAAAUGAGAAGAAACAGAUUAUCAUGCAAAAAUGGUUGAACGAAAGCUAUUAGCCUAAUUAUAUAUAAGAAAGUGAGAGAUAUAUAAUAUGUUUUAGUAUUUAUCUUCGUGAAUAUAUAAGUGGCGGGAGAUCUCUAUAGAGAAAGAUAGAAUAUUACAUAGGGCAGGAUAAUUUAAAGGAUAACAUAUUUUAAAAAAAAAAAAAAAAAAAAUUGCCGGCUAAAAUGGCAACGGCUACUCUGGUAAGGCGAAUGGGCACUGCCGUAAAGCAAGCAGCCAAGAAAGGGUCAAGUGGUGGAGGAUGGUACGGCCCUCACAUGGCGGCGGCCUCUCGUGCUAUCGCCGAACGGAUUCCACUUGUUGAUCUUGUUCUUGAAGUCAGAGAUGCCAGGAUUCCAUUAUCAUCAGAAUAUGAGCAAUUGAGAGACUACACAUCUUCGUCAAGGAAGAUCAUAGUGAUGAACAAGAUGGACCUUGCAAAUCGGUCUCAAAUUAAGGAGUGGAUAAGCUACUUCGGGCAACAAAACUGCAUUUGUUAUGCAGUCAAUUCACAUAAUAAACAGAAUAUAAAGGAGUUCUUGAAUUUUUUACAAGCCCGGGUCAGAGAAUUGAAGAAGACAAAUCCUUAUAGUUAUACCACAACAAUAAUGCUUGUUGGGAUUCCAAAUGUUGGUAAGUCAGCCCUUGCCAACGCUUUACAUCAAAUUGGGAGGAUUAGUGCCACAGAGAAAGGAAAGUUGAAGCAUGCAACAGUGAGUCCACAUCCAGGCGAGACGAAAGAUAUCAGCAGCUUGAAGAUUGGUAGCCAUCCCAAUGUUUAUGUGUUGGACACCCCAAGUGUUUUGCCACCUGAAAUUCUGGACGAUGAGGUUUGCUCGAAGUUAGCUUUAACAGGAUCAAUCAGAGAUUGCUUAGUAGGAGAAAGGGAAAUUGCUCAAUAUUUUCUGGCUAUUCUGAACUUAAGUGAUGAAUAUAAGAAAUGGGCAAAGUUGACCGUGAAUAAGGACGACAGAACAUUCUUAGACCACAAAGCAGAGUGUUUAAGCAGCCCUCAGUUGGGCAAGAAACAGAAAAGGCAAUACCCCACAGAUCACACGCAGGAUUUCAUCGUGCAUGAUGUUCGUCGAACUCUCUUUGAGUCAAUUUCAUCUUUCCAUGGUAAUAUGGAAGAUGAAAAGGAUCUUUCAAGGCUUAUUGAGACCCAGUUCACUUCAUUGCUUGAAGCUUUUCGGAUUCCCAUGGAAGUUGGUGAAGAAGCUCAAAACAAAGUUGCAGCCAAGUUACUGGAUCUAUAUCGUACUGGGCGCCUAGGACAUUAUACUUUAGAUCCCAUUCCCCGGGACACCCAGUGGCCCUUUUAGCCUUUUAGGUGUCAUCCAUUCAUUGCCUUGAAUGUUUAUAUUAUUGGACUUCUCUUUCAAAAAUAUAUAUAUAUAUAUAUAUAUAUAUAUAUUAUUGGGCUUUUGGUUUUUGAUUUGAAACAAUCUCAAGCUGUAUGUCAUAUUAUAUCUUCUCAUAGAAGUACUGUCCACAAUAAACAAAGCCAGAGUAGACACCACACGUCUGCCAGUGUGUUGUCAUCGGCUGUUUUGCAUUACGUGCUACAA
Carya illinoinensis is the source of this 1693-nucleotide messenger RNA. Its product is annotated as DAR GTPase 2, mitochondrial. Bases 311 to 1447 code for a protein of 378 amino acids. The record is from RefSeq and is a predicted model, not a curated record. The transcript is spliced from 8 exons. NCBI's taxonomy places the organism in Eukaryota, Viridiplantae, Streptophyta, Magnoliopsida, Fagales, Juglandaceae. Gene Ontology annotation, cellular component: mitochondrion. Gene Ontology annotation, molecular function: GTPase activity; GTP binding.